Molecule: messenger RNA, 3576 nt
Organism: Fusarium subglutinans
Lineage: Eukaryota; Fungi; Ascomycota; Sordariomycetes; Hypocreales; Nectriaceae
Product: vacuolar membrane HMT1
Exons: 10
Coding region: 1-3576 (1191 amino acids)
Biological process (GO): transmembrane transport
Cellular component (GO): membrane
Molecular function (GO): ABC-type transporter activity; ATP binding; ATP hydrolysis activity
Source: RefSeq, a predicted model, not a curated record
AUGGCGGCCAGUUCACCCGCGGAAACCGCCUUGGUGAUCCUGUACUACUUGUACCCAGCUCUCGUUUUCAUCUACUUUUUCUUCGCCUCACUCGUUUCAGCCUGUACAGUACACUCUUCUGGAAAAGAUGAGCGAAAGAAGAAAUGUCCCAGCCAACGGUUGACACUCGUCUUCUACCUCCUGUGCAUCCUGACAUACACUGCCCAGUUGUUGCUGCUUGGGACCCGUGCAGUCCUCUCACAGAGCUGGCCAACAGAGGAUCACAUCAUCAUCGGAAAUCUGGCUUGCAUUCUGGCGUUCGGGAUCCAACUGAGUCGCUGUCUCGACACUGAAGAGGGCCCCUUCUAUCCUUUCAUCGGGUCUUGGUUGCUUGGCCUGUCUUUUGAUAUUGCAAUCACUGUAUUGUCUGCUAUUUUGGGACUGUUCUCCCCUUUCGAUGUCUUCAGUAUCCUUGCAAGCGUUACCAUUAGCAUUCGUUGCCUGUCUUUCAUAUCACUCGCUAGUUUGUUCGCUGUUGGCUUUUCUGUAAAAUUGACAUCCGAUGAAGAGCAGGAACCAUUGUUGCCCAAAGUUAUAACUACAUCACCUGAUAGUCCAACCAGUCAGGAAUCUGGGUAUGGGUCAACACUCCAAGCCGAGGAAGAAGAAGAAGAGGCCCCGGAGUAUAGUUGGGAACGCAGAGAGAGAGAGGCCAAAGAGGCUAUGAAGAAGAGGCUCGAGGAAGGUGGAAACUGGUUUGAGUACGCCAAAGGCUUCAAGAUUCUUUUUCCAUACGUCUGGCCUGUCGGUAAUGUUGGCCUGCAACUUCGUGCCGCGGCCGUGUGCCUAUGCCUGUUCGCAUCCAAUGCUCUUCACCUACUCAUCCCCCGCCAGACAGGCAUUAUCAUGGACAGCCUGAAUGGUUCCGGCAACAGUAAUCCAUGGAUCUCGGUUCUUGUAUUUGCUGCCCUCCGCUUAGCUGCUUCUGAGUCGGGUAUCGAGCUAGUUCGUCAGUGGCUCUGGGUUCCUGUUAAGUACUAUUCCCACGACGCAUUGACACGAGCAGCCUACUCGCACAUGAUGCAUCUUUCAGCAGAUUUCCACGACUCAAAAAGCUCAUCAGACAUGAUGAUGGCGAUCUACGGAGGCAGUGCGGUUUCCAAUGUUAUUGAGAACGUCUUGCUCUAUGCCGUACCCAUGCUCAUUGAUAUGGGGGUGGCUAUUGUCUACCUUUCUAUCACAUUUGGGCCCUACGAAGGACUUAUUACCGUGGCUACCGGUGUCUUCUUCCUUCUUAUUGCUAGCAGACUUGUUGCUAACUCCAAAGCUGCAAGUCGAAACCGUGUCAAUGCACUAUACGAGGAACAUUAUGUGCGCCAGUCUGGCUUCCUUGGGUGGCAGACAGUUAGUGCAUUCAAUCAGAUCGGUUACGAAGACAAUCGACACGCCAAUGCAGUCACAAAUCGUUGGCUUAGAGAGCAGCAAUAUGUGCUUGGGUGGUAUAUCUCAAUCGGAUUUCAAACCCUGGUCCUGACAUCUGGUCUUCUCGCGAGCGCAUUCCUGGCAGUCUACCGUAUCAGAGCAGGCCACGCAACACCUGGACAAUUUGCUAUGCUUUUGAUGUAUUGGGCACAAUUGACAUCACCGCUUCAGUUCUUUGCGAAGUUGGGAAAGAACGUAAGCGAUGAUUUCAUCGAUGCCGAGCGCCUGCUGGACAUCAUGAGAACUCAGCCAUCAGUUGAAAACCAGAAAGGAGCCCGACCGUUGAAGUUCGUAGCUGGGGAGGUCGAGUUUGAGCGGGUUUCUUUUAGUUACGACAAGAAGAAGGGCAUCAUCAAUGAUGUCAGCUUCCAUGUUCCUGCUGGCCAGACAGUCGCUUUCGUGGGUGCCACGGGAGCAGGAAAAUCUACUCUCAUCAAACUCCUUGAUCGGUUUUACGAUGUGGGCGAUGGUCGUAUUUGCAUCGAUGGUCAAGACAUACGAGAUGUUGAUCUGUUCAGUCUUCGUGAUCGAAUUGGAGUCGUUCCUCAGAAUCCAAUUCUGUUUGACGACACGAUUAUGAACAAUGUACGAUAUGGGAGGAUAACCGCCACCGAUGAGGAAGUGUUUGAAGCAUGUCAAGCCGCUUGCAUUCAUGAUAAGAUCAAAGGCUUCACUCAUGGAUACAAAACACGGGUUGGAGAGCGCGGCGUGAAACUGUCUGGCGGUGAGCUUCAGCGAAUUGCAAUUGCUCGAGCAAUGUUGAAGAAGCCGGACAUUGUUCUGCUAGAUGAAGCCACCAGUGCGGUUGACACAGAUACAGAGCAACAGAUUCAGAUAUCCUUCAAGAGGCUGUGCCAGGGCCGAACCACGUUCAUCGUCGCCCACCGUCUUUCAACAAUUAUGAACGCAGACCGGAUUAUUGUAGUUGAAAAUGGCGAGAUACUUGAGCAGGGGAACCACGACGAAUUGAUCGUGGCUGGUGGGAGAUACGCCGAUCUUUGGUCAAAGCAGGUCUUUGUGCGAACAAAGGAGGAAGACGCCGAUGCCUCGGCUGGUCAAGCAGGAUUUGUUAACGACCUAUCCUCAGAGCAGACCAGAACCGAGCUAUCAAAAGUCAACAAGCCGACAACAGCAACCAACGAACAACCGAAGUCAUCUGAAGCCAGAGCCAGCGCAGAGGAUACUCCUAUUACCCAAGGUCGCAAGCAAGAGGGAACCCGGCUGAAUCCCGUUGCCGCUACAUUUACCCCUCGCAGGUUGGCCAAGAUCAGGAAAUCCAUGGAGACCGGGACUUCCGAGGCAUCGACCAGCUCUACCACUCAAGACGGACUGAUAAAUGAUGGUCGACCCAAAAUGAGUAGCGGCGACACUGCAACACCAGCCACGGACUCCAGAGAGAAAAAGAGAGCCUUUAUGGCAGCCGUUGACCGUGCUCUCAAAAGCAAAGAAGCAAAAAAAUCUGACGAAGCAAAAGUCUUGGAGCCUUUAGUCAAAGGUGGAGAUGAAGCUGAAGGGGCGGCGAAAGAACGAGACGCGGCAGAGAGUCAAAUUUUUGAAUAUAAGCUGCCGUACUAUUCUCGUCGUGCUCAGUCGAAGAGCGAACCAUCUCAGGCAUCUCAGGGCUCUGAUGGAGCCGACGUGGACAAUGAGCUCCUCCUCUCGUCGAUAGAGAAGCAAAUGUCUCCACAUCGUCGAGUUACACUGCCUCCUAUGAAGGCGAGUGCAGGAUCCCAAAUUCCUGUUGCCACCGAGCACAACCAAGCGGUUUCUUCAGUUUCCAGGGCGGUGAAGGUCCAAGAUAGCACCACCGACCGAUGCUUCGACAAACAAAGCGCUCAACAAAAAGCAGAGCCUACCAUGCCAGGUCGAAGCGCGACAAGCCCAUCAUCAAAUAAUAAAGAUCCCCAAGGCGAAGAUGGGGUGACUGCUGGAACAAACACCACGGACGGCCUCAAGCAUGGCAACACUGAAAUUCCGGAACCCAGAGAAAACUCCACCAUUUCCACCCCACGUCGUGGUGGCCGCGGUGGUCGAAGAGGACGAUCCCCUUGGUACCGUGGCCGACGUGGCAGAGGAGGCUAUCGAGGAAGCCCACAGGGCAGACAAGCAGCAUGA